This is a messenger RNA of Acanthoscelides obtectus, 4958 nucleotides long. Lineage: Eukaryota; Metazoa; Arthropoda; Insecta; Coleoptera; Chrysomelidae. The record is from the annotation of a GenBank genome assembly.
UUUAUGUUGAUUUUACGAAUUUUGGCAUCCAAAUCAACAGGUUUGGAAAUAACAAGAAAUGCAGUCAGAAAUUUCGGAAAACAUCGAACAGGUGUUGAAUUCGGAGGUAAACAUAGAAUAAAGAAGAUAGGUUAAUACUGUUUUAUUAUCAAGAAAAAACAUUUGUCUUUAAUCAAGCUAUGGACUUUGCUAUAGGCCCGCUUAAAAAACUGAAGAGACUGUAGUAAUAAAAUUGUGAAUUGUACUUGCAAAAGGCAAUAGUGGUGGUCAAAAUAAACUGAAAUUUAAACAUGUGGUUUGAUUAGGGCAGGGCAAUGAAGUCUGAUGUAUUAGUUUUCUUUUCAAAAUACAAUUACAUUCGCCAUGUCUUCGCCAAAAACUCUACCAAUUUGUGAAGCUAUAAUUGAGUAAUGCCCCAACCAUGGUAGUUUAAACUCCAAGGCUGUCUAAGCCAUGCAUGGGUCCUAGGCUAACAGGAGCUCAACGCCUGCAGCUGAGGUGGUGCCAGGACCGAGCAAAAUCCAGGCAAUAUUUGGCAGUUGGGAAAAUUGAGUGAACUUUUUUUAAUUUUGGGUUCAUGAGGUAAAACCAGAAUAGCCUAAAACAACCCUUAUUAGCAGGUUUUAUUGAAGAAUGAAAUGAUACCUCCUGAAGAUUUUAUGGAAAUUGAAGUUGGAGAAGUCACAGUAAAAACAGAAAUAAUGGAUGAUGAGUUAUUUGGAACUAACACUGAAACUUGGAUGACAUGUGGUGUGAAAAAUGGUGAUGGUGUUCUUGAUAUGAAAGUUGAAAAAAUAAAAUUGGAAAGUGAUGUGAAGACUGAACAAUUUGAAGCAUCAGAAGUCAUUGAUGAGAGUGGUUGUCACAGAUUUGCUAACAGGGUGAAAACAGAACACAAUAAUCAUGCAGCAGCCGAUCAAAUAAAGAUGGAACACGAUACAGCCAUCAAAAAACUAGAGUCAGCACAAAUGACUGAGGAAUUAAUUAUAAAGGAUGAGAAUGAUUGUGAGAAUCAAAACACCUCUAGCAUUAAACAACUUCUUUUUUGUACUGAAUGUAAUGAUAUAUUCACGUCCGAUGAGGAUCUUAACGUCCACUUUGAUGAAGCACAUCAGAGAAUACAUAAAUGUUCUCGCUGCGAGUAUACUACCACACAUAAAAGUAAUUUAGCUGAACACAUGGUGACGCAUUCCAAGGCAGACGGUAGUUACAAUCCCAGUAUAUGUAUUCACUGCAAUGCAAGGUUAUCAAAUAAAGUAAGCCUCGAUAAUCAUAUAAUCAUGAAACAUCCAGACUUUAUUGCUUCUGUUUCUAGUAAAGUUUAUGAUUGUGAUCAUUGCGCAUAUAAAACCACGCAUAAAAGCGAUUUGGCUAGACACAUAUUGAAGCACAAUAAGGCGGGCAUUACAUGUAUUCACUGUUACGCAAGAUUCUCAACUAAAAUAAAUCUAGAUAAUCAUAUAGUUAAGGAACAUCCCGACAUGUUGAAACAGACCAAAUCAAAGCAUAACAAGCCCUAUACAUGUGUCCACUGUAACGUAGCAUCAUUCACAAGCAAACGUUAUCUAGAUGAACAUUCAAUUAAGGAACAUCCUAAUUUGUUUGCUUCUGUUUCUAGUAAAAUACAUGACUGUCCACAUUGCACGUAUAAAACCACGUUAAAAUUUCAGUUAGAUAGACAUGUGUUAAAUCAUCCUGAAACGAAGUGUAACAUUGAGCUGUGCGCAUGUAUUCACUGUGAGGCAACGUUUAAGUACAGACGAAAUCUAGAUGAUCACGUAAUUCGAAAGCAUCCUGACUUUGCUGCUUCAGUGUUUCGUAAAAUACACGAAUGCACGUAUUGCAGCUUUAAAACCACCAUAAAAAGUCAUUUAGUAAGUCACCUACUGAAGCAUCCUGAGGCAGAAGGUAUUGUCGAUUUUAGGAUAUGUACUCACUGUAACGCGAAAUUCUCAAAUCAAGCGAAUCUAGAUAACCAUAUUGUUAAGAAUCAUCCGGAUUUUAUUACAUCCGUUUCAAGUAAGGUGCAUGAAUGCUCUCAUUGCACAUACAAAUCUGCUAAUAAGUAUUAUUUUGCUAACCAUGUAUUGACGCAUUCGUUGACAAACGGUAGGUUUACGUGUAUUCACUGUAAUGCAACGUUUAGAAGCAAGAUGACCUUGGAUGAUCAUACUAUCAGGAUGCAUCCCACUUUUACCUCUUCAGUCACCACAAAAAUCUAUGGAUGUACACAUUGCGCGUAUAAAACCACCUCGAGAACCAAUUUUCAUAGACAUAUGUCUAGACACACUGGGGCAGAGAGCAAGAAUCUUACCACGUGCAUUCAUUGUAACGCUUCAUUCUUAAGAAAACUUAUUGAUAUCCAUAUAAUUAAAGAGCAUCCUGAAUUUGCUGAAACUGUCGAUAGAAAAUCGUACGAAUGUGCGCAUUGCGCAUACAAAACUUUCAAAAGGCACAUGUUGGUUAAACAUUUGUCGAUUCACGCAAACAGACAUAAGGUCAGUAUCUGUAUUCACUGUCAUGUCAGAUUCGCAAGUAAAACGGCUCUAGAAGAUCAUAUAGUUAGGGAACAUCCAGACUUUUGUUCUCCUGAUUCUAGCAAAACACAUCAAUCUACACAUAAAAGCAACGCAAAUACCGAAUCAAAGCAUAACAAAUUGAAUACGUGUAUUCACUGUAAUGUUACAUUCGCAAGUAAGCGGAAUCUAGACAAUCACACAAUUAAGAAACAUCCUGAUUUUAUUACCUCUGUUACUAGUAAAAUGUACGACUGUCCACAUUGUGCGUAUAAAAGCACCUGGAAAAUUCAAUUAGACAGGCACUUGUCGAAUCAUUCGGAGGCAAAAUGCGACCUUGAUCGCUGUACAUGUAUUCACUGUAAGGCAUCGUUUAAAUGCAAACGAAAUCUGGAUGAUCAUAUAAUUCGAAUGCAUCCAGACUUUAUUGCUUCAGUUUGUCGUAAAAUACAUGAAUGUGCAUAUUGUACUUACAAAACGACUAUAAAAGCUAAUUUAAUUAGACACAGGUUAAAACAUCCUGAGGAAAAAGGUAGUCAUUAUUUCUGUAUUCACUGUAAUGCUACAUACACAAGUAAACGGAAUCUGGAUGAUCAUAUAGUCAAGAAACAUCCUGACUUUAUUACAGCCGUUUCAAAUAAGGUGCACGAAUGUUCUUAUUGCACGUAUAAGACUACUAGUAAGCGGUCUUUUGAUGAACAUUCAUUCACACAUUCAUUCACACAUUCAUUGCCAACCUGUAUUCACUGUAAAGCAACAUUUAGAAACAGGAUUACUUUAGAUGAUCAUAUUAUUAGGAUUCAUCCCUCGUUUAUUUCUUCAGUGACGAGAAAAAUAUAUAGAUGUACAUGUUGCGCAUAUAAAACUACUUGGAAAUCUAAUUUUUAUAGACACAUGCGAAGACAUAAUGAGGUAGAAGAUAGCGAUGAUCUUACAACAUGCACUCAUUGUAAGGCGUCAUUUCCAAAUAAGCUAAUUGGUUUUCAUAUAAUCAAAGAGCAUCCCGAAAUUGCUAAAGUUUCUAAAAAUUUAUUUAAAUGUGCACAUUGCAAAUACAAAACUUUCAGAAGGUACGUGUUGGUUAAACAUUUGUCAAAGCACCACGCGACAACGAAAAGCUGUAAACUCAGUAACUGUAUGCACUGUAAUGCAACUUUCAGAUAUAAACGUAACCUGGAUACUCAUAUAGUUAAGGAACAUCCUGAUUUCAUUUCAUCUGGUUCUGGUCAGAGGUAAAAUAUAUGGCAUGCAAAAAUCCGCCAGAAAGUUCUUUUGAUGAAACUUGAAACACGGUGCUUCGACGAAAUUGUUAAAGGCCUUUAUCUGUAUUCACUGAAAUGGAACAUACCGGUAUAACCUGGCAUUCCAGCUAUCUAAAUUGAAACUAUUUUUUGCAAAUGAUUUGAAGAUAUCCAGCGAAAUAUGGUUGGAAAAAAUUAGCUGGAAGCAGCAUAACUUUGGAAGUGACGACAAUUGAGAGGUAGAGAAGCAAAAAAAUUAUAUUGAUAAAGCAAAAAUGAUAAGAUUAUAAAUAUCAUUAAAUUACACAUCGCACAACAAGCGUUUUCAGCAGGUGUAGAAGAAUGUUUUUCUUCUUUUGGUUUAAUACAAAGUAAGUUACAGAAUACACUGGAUACUGAAAAGGUCUCUAUUACUAAUUUUUAUAUUAAGUUUCAGUUUAAAAAUUAGUACUUUGUUUAUUCCUUUCUACAGGGUGUCUAGUGGGAAAUUUCACAUUUCAUAUUUGGAUUACGCGAGGAAGUGGGGGAGUUCUUGAUCGACGCGUUCGGCGUGCGGGUUAAAUAGUCGCAAUGGAACGUUGGACCGGAGCGCAACGUGCUUUUGCUAUCGAGGCUUACUUUAAGAGUGGAGAUUCAUACGCAGCUGCCCUUCGGAUAUUUUGUACACGAUACAACAUUCGCCGUCCAAGAGAUGGCCAUUUGAAGAUGAAAACGUUCAUGCAUUGACAGUCAAUUCCGAACGAUCCAAGGACAUGAUUGUCACUCUUUUGAUCCUUUUUUAAGAACAGAACGUCGAUUUAACAGAAACACAUGGUUUUAACAUUAUGGGGCCACUGCCCAUACUUCCAGAGAAUCGAUGGACACGGUGAAAGCACUUUCUCCUCAAAAAGUUAUAUCAAAGUUUGGAGACAUUCACUGGCCUCCCAGAUCACCCGAUCUCAGGUCAUGCGAUUAUUUUUUGUGGGGUUAUCUAGUCAAAAGUGUAUUCCAAUAAUCCACGAACACUGGAGGAGCUUAAAGACAACAUUCGACGAGAAAUAAACAUCAGUCCGGAACUCUGCAGGGGGGGGGGGUGUUUCAAAAUUUGCAAUAAAACCCGAAGAAUAUGCUGAUAGUAAUUAGUAUUUCUGCUUCAUUAAGUUUAUAUUUUUUUUCUUAAAACCAAAAGUGAACUUUCCCACCGGACACCCUGUACUUCUCA